AUGUUGGAGAUUCUUCAAGAAGGAUAUUAUAAGCUUGGUUGUGCUAAAUGUAAAGCUGUUUGUCAUUGUAAAGAAAAUUGUCUUUCUAAACGCAGUGCUUGUGGUAAGAAUAAUCUAAAAUGUAGUAGUAGAUGUCACGGCAGCAACAUUAUG
Molecule: messenger RNA, 153 nt
Organism: Racocetra persica
Lineage: Eukaryota; Fungi; Glomeromycota; Glomeromycetes; Diversisporales; Gigasporaceae
Source: the annotation of a GenBank genome assembly